Molecule: messenger RNA, 399 nt
Organism: Lobosporangium transversale
Lineage: Eukaryota; Fungi; Mortierellomycota; Mortierellomycetes; Mortierellales; Mortierellaceae
Exons: 3
Biological process (GO): regulation of transcription by RNA polymerase II
Cellular component (GO): PcG protein complex; transcription regulator complex
Molecular function (GO): RNA polymerase II cis-regulatory region sequence-specific DNA binding; DNA-binding transcription factor activity, RNA polymerase II-specific
Source: RefSeq, a predicted model, not a curated record
UCAGAACGACCUUAUGAAUGCGUCUGGGAGGAUUGUACAAAGUCAUUCUCACGUCGAUCAGAUCUGGCAAGACAUCGCAGGAUCCAUACUGGCGAAAGACCUUACCAAUGCGACUGGGCUGGUUGUGGAAAACAAUUUAUUCAGCGGUCAGCACUCACGGUUCAUUACCGUACUCACACUGGAGAAAGGCCUCACGUAUGCGAGUAUGAGUCGUGUCAAAAAUCAUUCAGUGAUGUAAGUACCAUUCUUCAUCUUUUGGCUCGUCAUCGCAGAACACAUACUGGAAAGAGACCUUAUGUGUGUGAUCACCCAGGUUGUGGUAAGACCUUUACCAGACGUACAACUCUCACUCGGCAUCAAAAGGGCCAUGAGCCAGAUAUCAGAAGCUUUAUUAGGUAA